Talaromyces proteolyticus is the source of this 2373-nucleotide messenger RNA. RefSeq names its product putative phosphatidylinositol 4-kinase type II subunit alpha. Gene Ontology annotation, molecular function: 1-phosphatidylinositol 4-kinase activity. Bases 1 to 2373 code for a protein of 790 amino acids. The record is from RefSeq and is a predicted model, not a curated record. Gene Ontology annotation, biological process: Golgi organization; endosome organization; phosphatidylinositol phosphate biosynthetic process. Lineage: Eukaryota; Fungi; Ascomycota; Eurotiomycetes; Eurotiales; Trichocomaceae. The transcript has 2 exons. Gene Ontology annotation, cellular component: plasma membrane; endosome; fungal-type vacuole membrane.
AUGCCUAAACGACCAGCCACAUCGGGUUAUGCACGGCUUGCCCAGGCAGAGGAAGACGAGAGGGACUACUACGAUGAAUCCGACGGAGAAGGCCCAUACAAUGCGCCACCCACCAUAUCCUCGACGACACAGUUUGCGCCCAUCAAUUCCCGAGGUCAGAUGCAUUCAUCUGGCCCAUCAACGCCGCCAGAACACCGCCGCAAGAAUAAUGCCUAUGCACGACGUCGAAAGCGCAGCAACUCGUCUGGUGUCGAUAUAAAGGCCAUCAACGCUCGCCUGGAGAAGUGGGCCGAGGAGAUUGCCUCCAAGUUCAAGAUCCACAAAGGAAGGGGACCUUCACCGCAGGAUGAGAAACUCGAGAUUCAUCACUCGGUCUUCCAGGCUCCAGACGGUGUCCGACCUUUUACUGCUGCUCAACUCGAAACUGACGAACAUGAAUCUGUGGAGAAGCACAAACGCGCUGAAUUCGACACUAUUGUUGAAAGCGUCCGUACCGCCAUCGAACUCGGUGUCCAUCCAAAAAUGAUCUCAAAGGGAAGCUCUGGCAGCUACUUCGCGCGCAACAGUGAUGGUAAAACUGUGGGCGUGUUUAAGCCCAAGGAUGAAGAACCUUACGCCUCAAGAAAUCCGAAAUGGACAAAAUGGCUUCACCGGAAUCUUUUUCCCUGCUGUUUUGGACGAGCAUGUCUCAUUCCCAACCUGUCCUAUGUUUCUGAAGCUGCCGCAUAUGUUCUGGACUCGCGUCUGCGCACUAACAUAGUUCCAUAUACCGACGUGGUUUGGCUCUCUUCGAAAUCUUUCUAUUAUGACUUUUGGGAGCGGAGAAAAGCGUGGGGGGGCCGCAAGCCAUUACCGCCUAAGCCAGGCAGCUUCCAAGUGUUUUUAAAAGGCUACAAAGAUGCUACUCUCUUUCUGCGAGAACAUCCUUGGCCAGACCAGGCUAACUCCGGCUUCAGUGCGGAUGACGCCCCAAAACGAAAGAAAAGGCCUUGGAACGAAGCAUGCCGACCAUCAGGUGUUCACUCUGACGACGAAGACGAUGAAUACGAAUCUACUCAUCCCAGAACACCAUCUCCUCAGAGUGAGGAUUCAGAAGAUCGAUUCUAUUGGAGUGACAAUCUUAAGCAAUCGUUCCGAGAAGAACUUGAGAAACUAGUUGUUUUAGAUUACAUUAUGCGAAACACAGACCGUGGUCUCGACAAUUGGAUGAUAAAAGUGGAUUGGAAAUCCGAAGAAGUAUCGAUUGUGGCCGAUCCUCCAAAGCCUAACGGUCAUACGGACGACGACGAUCAGGAGCAAGCUGUACCUGCUCGGCCUGUGACCUUGGACGCGGAAAGAAAUGGCGUGAAUCGUACAUCGUCGCUUCCUUACCGACGACAUGAGGCUAUGGUUGCUACGAGCCGAACAGGUACCCCCUCCAAUGUAAUGGAAAAGCAUGCGACAAUUAAGCUCGGCGCUAUCGAUAAUAGUUUGUCAUGGCCAUGGAAACAUCCGGAUGCAUGGCGAAGCUUUCCUUUCGGCUGGUUAUUUCUCCCUGUUUCCCUCAUUGGGCAGCCGUUCUCCCAGAAAACACGAGACCACUUUCUUCCCCUUCUAACAUCUACUGCGUGGUGGAGUGGCACACAGGCUGCACUUCGAAAGGUGUUCAUUCAAGAUGCUGACUUCAAGGAGAGCAUGUUUGCUCGACAAAUCGCUGUUAUGAAAGGUCAAGCAUGGAAUGUCGUCGAAACCCUCAAACAACCCGACCAUGGCCCGCUAGAGCUUACCCGACGAACAAGAGUUUGCGUGUGGGAUGACCUCGUAAACGUUCCUGUUGCAAUUCCGAUGAGACCUCCAUCUACCGAGGCUCGUCGACGUCGUGCUCAAGCUUUUGGGCAAGACCAUAGCGACGAGGAAAUGGAUAUCAGCGCAGCGGUUUCUUCUACUCCACCCCCAAAUGCCGAUUUGCUUGCAUUCGGUUCUCCAUCUGGUGAUCUUCCGAAUCCCAAUCGAUUUGAAUUGGCACGCGGACGAUCUUCCGUGGAACUGGGCAGUGUUGAAGAGACAACCGAAGAUCGCGAAGUACGGUUCAGCCAAUUUGACUUGGCUGAUGAUGGCAGAGACCUCGCUAGGAGCUGGGCUGCCCAACCGCGGCGGCCUCGCGGUCAGACUGCCGAAUCAUAUAAUGGAUAUACCGACCGCUCGGCGAGACACGUGCGGCACGGUUCGUUUUCACAUCGACGAGGCAGCAGCCAAUGGUCCUUUGGAGUCGACGACCUUGAAGGUGACCUAGGCUAUGCGGCUGCAGAAGGGAUGGAAGGCAAUGAACGGAAAGUCAUUGUCGAACGUCUUGAAGCCGUGAAAAGCAAAAAUCCCAUUUUCACGUGGUGCUGA